Messenger RNA from Corylus avellana, 1308 nucleotides. Its product is annotated as 1-aminocyclopropane-1-carboxylate oxidase homolog 1. NCBI's taxonomy places the organism in Eukaryota, Viridiplantae, Streptophyta, Magnoliopsida, Fagales, Betulaceae. The record is from RefSeq and is a predicted model, not a curated record.
UUAAUCUUUCCAGAACCAGAGGUCCAGAGCAAAGAAGAAUGACGAUAACCGGCGCCGGAGAAUCAGUCACCGGGAACUCCGUAAACUAUGAUCGUUUUCAAGAGUUAAAGUCCUUCGAUGAAUCCAAGGCCGGUGUCAAAGGCCUUGUGGAUGCUGGUAUUACCAAAAUCCCAAGAAUUUUCGUCCGACCGCCGGAAGAUCUGGCCGGCGAUCCAACCAAUACCCAAAUCACAAUUCCGAUCAUCGACCUUAGUGACAUCGUCAGCAGGCGUACUGAUAAAGUUGCCGGUGUCCGUCGGGCCGCCGAGGAGGUGGGGUUCUUUCAGGUGGUGAACCAUGGAAUAGCUGAAAGGGUGUUGGAGGACAUGCUGGAGGCGGCGCGUGGGUUCCACGAGCUGCCAAAGGAGGUGAAAACUGAUUAUUAUACUCGUGAGUUGAUGAGGAAGGUGAAGUAUGGUAGUAACUUCGAUUUGUACAAGUCGAGGUUCGCUAAUUGGAGGGAUACUUUAUUUUGUGUUAUGGGUCCUGAGCCUCUUGACCCUCAAGAAUUGCCUCUGGUCUGCAGAGACAUAAUUAUCGAGUAUUCUAAGCAAGUCCAUAAGUUGGGGAUCACUUUGUUUGAAUUGCUAUCUGAAGCACUUGGGCUCAAACCUGACCACCUUAUAGACCUGGAGUGUGCAAAGGGGCUUCAACUUCUCAGCCACUACUAUCCAGCAUGCCCUGAGCCCCAACUGACAUUGGGCACCACCAAACACUCAGAUCCUGAUUUUCUCACCAUCUUACUUCAAGACCAUAUUGCUGGACUUCAAGUUCUUCAUCAAAACCAUUACAUUGAUGUUCCUCCUGUUCCUGGAGCUCUAGUUGUAAACAUUGGAGAUCUCUUACAGCUCAUAUCUAAUGACAGAUUUAAAAGUGUAGAGCACCGGGUGCUAGCAAACCACCUUGGACCAAGAGUAUCUGUUGCAUGCUUUUUCACUCCUCAUCUUCACCCAUCAACAAUGAUUUAUGGCCCCAUCAAGGAAUUGCUGUCAGAAGAUAGUCCCCCUGUAUACAGGGAAACCUCGGUGCGAGAUUUCAUUGCUUACUAUGAUUGGAAAGGACUUGACGGGAACUCUGCCCUAACACAUUUCAAGUUGCAAAGGUAACCAAGGAAAUAAGGGGAUUUGAAUUAUAAGCUAUGGCUCUUAAUACUGUAUUUUAUAAGAACUGAAGUGACAAAAACUUCAUGUUAAAUAUACUUUUAUUUACUUUAUUUAUGUACAACAGAAAAAUAAUUUGCUUAUGAUAGAAGAUGCCCAUGUUUCACUU